ACGAUUCCAUAGAAGCCAUGUAGGUAAGUGUAAGUCGUCAGGUAGGGCAUUAUUUUGCUGAAUGGAGGUUUUCUGUAGGUAGCAGUGCAUUAUAGUCAUUGUAGUAGAAAAUGGAAGGAGGGAAAGAAGAAGUAGAAGAGGAAGAACAGAGGCUUAGACCAGAACAGGACGAAAAAAAGAGAGAAGGAAGCAAAGGAGAACAAAAGGGAUGCACAGAUCGGAUGAAGGAUUUUGUACAAAGUACAACAUUUCUUGUAUAUACUGAAGCUACCCUCUCAACAUGGGGAGACCGUAUGUGGUCCUUCGCGGUGGCCCUGUUCCUUAUCGAGUUGUCUCCAGGCUCUUUAAGACUCACGGCCGUGUAUGGCUUCUCCAAGUCCUGCGCUGUGCUGCUGUUGGGAGCGGUCAUCGGGGACUGGGUGGACCGUACCGCUCGUCUAACAGCUGUGCGUAUAGCCCUAGUGGUGCAGAAUGGCUCCGUUGUGCUGUGUUCUGUGGUCCUGGCACUAACCCUGAUCUAUCGUGCAGAGAUUGAAAACUUACAGGGAGGUUGGCUCAUGACUUUUUGCCAGGUUGUACUGAUAACCCUAGCAGUAGUUGCCAUCCUAGCCGGACAGGCCACACGGAUAUGCCUGAACAAGGACUGGGUUGUCGUCAUCGCUGGUGGGGACAAGGAAAAACUUGCCAAACUAAAUGCAGCGAUGAGGCGUAUCGACUUGUGCUCCAAGAUCCUGGCUCCAGUUGUGGUCGCACAGAUCAUGACGUUUGUCUCCAUGUGGUUGCAUGGCGCCCUGUUCAUCGCGGGGUGGAACGUGGUUUCCAUGGCGAUAGAGUACUACCUGUAUCACCGUGUGUACAACAGCGUUCCUGCACUGGCCGUGAAGGAGAAGAAAGGGGAUAAGAAAGAUAAAGGCAAAGACAAAGAUGAUGAUCCAGAGAACCCAGAAGAAGAACCUGUCCAGACGAAACCUCGUCCCACCUGCUUCCAGAAGAUGUUCAAACCUGUCCUCACCCUUGUUAACGGUUGGAAAACAUACUUUCAACAGGCAUGCUUCCGUGCAGGCCUCGGCCUUUCUUUCCUUUACAUGACCUUCCUGGGCUUCGAUAACAUCAUGGUUGGCUUUGUGUACACCCAGGGUCUUUCUGAACUCACGGUCAGUCUGCUGGUUGCGGCCGGCGCCUUGCUUGGCGUUGCCGGAACAUUUAUUUACCCUCCCCUACGCAAGAAAGUCGGUCUGCACCGCACGGGCUUGAUCUCUGGAACGCUGCACUGGAGUAUUCUGAUUCUGUGUGUGGCAUCAGUGUGGGCGCCAGGAAGCCCUUUUGACCCAUUCUAUUACUCACGCAGUUCUAAUGUCACCCUUGCUGAUGUCACCCUUCCACCUGAUGUUACCCUCACUAAUGUCACCCUCCCUCCUGAUGUCUCCCUUCUGCCUACUUUCGCCCCCUCCUCAAAUUCGUCAGUCUUUCCCCUCUUUUCCAAUGAAACGACCCUACACACCCCAGUAGACAGCACGACCACCGGUCUCCAGGACCCCCCAGCAGACAGACCCCUGUGGAUGUACACGUCUGUGGCACUGCUCAUGACGGGCGUCACUCUGGGGAGGAUAGGUUUAUGGAUGUAUGACCUCACGGUGACCCAACUUUACCAGGAGACUGUGGAGGAGAACCACAGAGGGGUGGUGUUCGGUGUCCAGAACAGCCUCAACUUCUUCAUGGACAUGAUGCACUUCCUUCUAGUGAUCGUCCUCCCCGCUCCGGAAACCUUUGGAUUCCUCAUCCUGCUGUCGUUUGUGUUCACCGUCUCAGGACACCUGUUGUAUGCGUCAUACUCACGCCAGGUCAGAGGUCACUUGUUCCACUUUGACCUCCUGUGCAGGCUGUGCAAACCUGGUUCUUCACAUAAGAUCGUGACCUUAGCUGAACUUGUAGAGGGCCCCGGCACACAGGAACCUUUAUCAAGUCCUAACAAUGCCAACAGGCAAGACGAAAGUACUCCAAACGCAGAAGAAAAGUCUUCAGUAUGAAAAUGAAUAGAUCCUUUUUUUGUACCAGAAGUUCUCCUGGUACUUACAGUCUACAUGUCUGGAUUUAGUUGGAAUGAUAUUAAGUUUUAUGAUAAAUAAAGUGAUUUGGGUAAAUGCGAGAUAUUGUAAUCUAUGGGGAUUAGAAAUCAAGAAAUAUUUCUAUAAUCUUAUUUAGUUGAAUAUAGAAAUGUUAAACUAAGCACAUUAUAAUAUGAUUACAUUAAAUUUAUUAGGAUGUAUAUAAACGAGAUUAAGAGAUUGUGCACUGAGUGUUGCCAGGAAUGUAUGCUGAAAUCUGUGCAUUACGGUGUACUCUGUAAUCCAAACUUCAAUCCCAUUUUUUGCUUUGCAAGUCUGGUAUCUUUUGUUGCAUGACUUUACCAAAGGACUGUAUAUUCAAAAAUGUACAAUUAAAUAUCAGUAUUGUAUCAAGCAAACACCAUGUAACAGUUUCUUUAAGUUCCUUUAAGUUUUUCUUGACUUUGGUGAUUUUUGCUUGUUUUUUUUUUAACCGCCAUUUUCGUAUUGCUGAUGUGAUAGUCUAAGAAAUGUCAGUUUCCUGCUGUGAGACAUUUUGGCCUAUUUGAUAUAACAAUAUGAUUGUUGAGUAAGGUUACAUACAGUGAUAUAUAUAUAAUAUAGAGAGAGGAUAGUGUGUUCAGCACCUGAAACAACAAUGAUCAGUUCGCUUUAGAAGGUAACAUGCACAUUUUCCGUAUAAAUGUCACACUCUGGUUAGCUACCAAAUCUAAUCUUUAAUCUCAUAUUGUAAAACAAGAAAAUAUUAAACAAAUGCAAUAUAAUGUUUUCCCCUCCACUCCGGGAGGUGAGGAACCCUC
Branchiostoma floridae (Florida lancelet) is the source of this 2866-nucleotide messenger RNA. Its product is annotated as solute carrier family 40 member 1-like. Gene Ontology annotation, molecular function: iron ion transmembrane transporter activity. The record is from RefSeq and is a predicted model, not a curated record. Gene Ontology annotation, cellular component: membrane. Gene Ontology annotation, biological process: iron ion transmembrane transport. NCBI's taxonomy places the organism in Eukaryota, Metazoa, Chordata, Leptocardii, Amphioxiformes, Branchiostomatidae.